AUGUUCAAGUCCACGAUUGCGCCAGGCCUCCUACUCAGAGGCAAGAUCGACGCGCUGCGGACCGUCGAGGGUGCCAGCAGCAGCGAGAGCGAGAUGCACAUCAUCGAGCACAAGGCGCGCCAGCGCAAGCUCUUCAAUUCCGUGCGGGAGUACGAGGAAAUCCAGUGCUUGGGUUACAUCCAUCUGGUGCAGGACCACAACCAGCGCGAGCGGAACGAGUCGCCGCUCGUGCGGUGCAUUCUCGUAGAGACGUUCGGGGAAGACUCCUCGCGCCACGAGAUCCUGGAGAACCCGGACCUCUGGCACGGCAAGGUGCUGGACGUCAUCCGGCGCCGGGCCGAGGAGCUCACGGCGCUAGUGCGCGGGGGGCCCAGCGCCAGCGACUUGCUGUCGUGGCUGGAGCGGCUCUGA
Messenger RNA from Prorocentrum cordatum, 411 nucleotides. NCBI's taxonomy places the organism in Eukaryota, Dinophyceae, Prorocentrales, Prorocentraceae. The record is from the annotation of a GenBank genome assembly.